AUGCCACCAGCCUCUGGUCGCGGUGGUGGAGGCCGGGGGCAGGAAUUGCAGCAACUGGAACACCAGGAUCGGCUGCGGGACCUGAACGCUACCAGACAGCAGCAGCAACACCAGCAGCAGCAGCAGCAGUAUUACUACAACCCACACCCGCCGCACCCACCACACCCUCAGUUUUACUACCAGCAGCAGCAGCAGCACCAGCAGCAGCACCAACCCCAAGCUUUGAAUUCGCGGGUGCUAAAUAGGAGUAAUUAUAGCAGAGAAGCAGACGCAGACGCAGAAGCAGCAGCAGCUCUAGAACAAGAAGAACAAGGAGUGGAACAGGCACGGAAGGAAUUACUAGCUGCUGCUAAUACAACAACUAGUGCAAGACUACUGCCCCAACAGUCACCGCGCUUCCCACCACCGUCGCCUGCACGCGCUCGCGAACCACAACCGCAGAGACACACUCAACCGUUACUACAACCACCGCCACUGCUGCACGAUUAUAGAGAAGGAGGAGCUGGUAGGACUACGGGAACGGGGGAGUAUUAUAAUAACAAUAAUACUUCUACUCUUACCGCAAAUACGAAUACAGGAGGAGGUGGAGGUGGAGGCUUGAUCACAAUUACUACGCCUGCAAGAUCUACAUUCAACCACCGGCAGCCACAGCCAGGUACGCCCACCACCACAAGUGUUUCUGUUUCUCAGCACCAGAACCAACUUGAGAGGUUAGCGGUGGAGGCUUCCCACAUUGCCGGUGUGCUCUCAGGGACGUAUCCCUUGAAGAAUAGUAAUAAUAAUAACUCUCCCACUGCUGCUUCCACUGCCACAGAGCACUACAACCCUCACCAUAACCACCAGCACCAACCCCCCAGCACUCCCUCGACACUCACAUACCCCUCGGUUCCAAAAUCCCUUUCCAACAACAUCAAUACCAACGCCAAUACCAACACCAACACCAACAACGGCAGUGGUAAGCCACAACAGCAGCAACAGCAACACCUUUCGGUUCCAGAGGUCCUGCUGUCGACCGCCGCAACAUCCCCAAUGCCGCCCUCACAGUUCACGAACCGCCCCCCGCCGCGCACCUCCUCCAUCGACUCGGCCAUCUCAACAGUCUCCCGUCACUCCGCUGAUGGAAACAACACCAACGGCAGCAGCAGCAGCAGCGGCAGCUCAGCCCCUACACCCGCGGAUAUCCAGACGCUGAUUGAGACAGCAGGAUCAGCAGAGGCCCUGAUCGGCUAUAUGCUAAAGGAGAAGGCGUCGGCGGCGACGCAGAAUGCACAGCUGUGGAAGCUGGUGGAUAAGCAGCGGGCCAUGAUCCUAGGGCUCAACAAGGAUCUCGAGCAGGCGCUCAAGGACAAGGACCGGUAUCGCAAGAAGUUGAAGGAGCAGCUAGGAGUUGUCCCGCCAGUGCCGAGUUCGUCGGCGGCGAUCAUGGCGGCAAGGGCCACGGCGGCGGUGGAGAGCGCGGAGGAGCACGAGGACUUACCGGUGGAGAGCUUCUCGCUAGUUAGGUCCGAGUCGAUGCCGCUGCCGGAGCGAGGGAGGGUGUUCGGUGGCGGGCUCGAGAUUUCGUAUCCGGAGGCUAUGGAGACACUGGAGGAGGGGCCGUCGUCGCCGACUGCGGCUCGCAACGGAGCGUUCACACCAGAGAGUGUCAGGACACCGCUGGGCAGCCAACACUCCGACUCGACGAGCUUGAAGGAGGGGAGUGGUUUUGCGCCGCUGUCGCCGAGGCUUCAGGAGAUGUACGUGCCAAAGGAUGAGUCAGGAAACGCUGACAAUGCUCCAUUCCAGUACCCGGUGAGUUCUGCAAAGAUCGCGUCGAGGGCUCAUCAUUUGAUGAAGUUGGGUAUCUCGACAAACGUCGCGCCUGUAUCCGGACUUGGGAAAUCACCAAUUAGAAAAGCACCGCCAGCACCGCUGGCACUGACUUCACCUCUAAGUGAAACCAGGGCCCAGCUUCAUUCAGAGGAUGAGGAGGAGGACGAUGAGUACGAGGACGAUAAUGUGUCGAUCAGCGAGAUACCGGGGUAUCAGCAGCGGGCAGAGACAGAGGGAGAGGUUAUCGUAACGCAGGAACACAAUGAUGAGAGCGUGAGCAUUGAGAGGAUGCCUGCCUAUGAUAGACGCACCAGCUGGACGCACACACCUAUAGACAAGAAGGGCCCGCCAAGUCUAGCGCUUCUACCGAGUGUAAAUAUACCACAUGCCGCGCCGACCCCGCGCUUGCAGGACCGUCAGGCGAUGUCACUUGCGCCACCAAUGGUCCACAACGGAAAACCGUUUUCUCCAGGCCUCGCCGCCGACGGCUCGGGCAUCCGACAGCAGUUUGCGAGAGCCCCGUUGCCGAGUCCUGGGCUGCCAAGUUCCCCAAGACCAAUUGACAGGCCUAUGAACUCUCCCAAGCCCAAGCAGCGACCCCAGUCUCCCGGCUCUCCCAGGACCAGCCCGUUGUCCCCACGCCUUGCUGUUGCCCCGGUGCCGUUUCAGCCUAGUACGCCGCGCGGGCUUAUGCCACAAAGCUUGAAUGCGCCAUUGCGCUCGCCGCUCCCCAGAGGCCAUGAGAAGAGCGACUCGACGACCAGCCAGGGCUCGCUGGAGGACCAGGUAAUAAACCUAAUUAUUCAGCCCAGCGCCAUCAACUCCGUCGACUGCCGAGUAGUCUCCUCGCGCAUGCGCCCCUCCCGAGCCAGUAUGCUCCCCGGUAGCAAGCCAAGAGUGUCGGAAAACGACUCUGUAUUCACACUCGGCGUAUUUGCGCGGGGAACUGGCGGCGAGAUUCUGCGUGUUGAGAAGGAUGUCGGCGCACUCCCGGCACUAGACGCAGUCCUCCGCAGAUUCAUUACUUUCAACGCCAAGCUUCCGGACCGCGCGCUAUUUACAGGCCACGCUCCGGCAAGGAUCGACUCUAGGAGGGCAGCUGUGGAUGAGUAUUUUGCGGGAGUCCUGGGAGCGACGAUGGAUGAGCGUGCGGCGUUGGCGCUGUGCCAGUUUUUCUCGACUGACGUCGUAGAUCACAUACCUAGUGCCGACGUCGCAGGGUCCUUUAAGGAUGGCAGCAGCAUUGCCAGUGGUGUGCAAGGGAAGCCGCAUAAAGAAGGAUAUCUCACCAAGCGCGGCAAGAAUUUUGGCGGUUGGAAGGCACGCUACUUUGUGCUCAACGGACCGGUGCUGAAAUACUACGAGGCCCCCGGCGGCGCGCACUUAGGCCAGAUCAAGCUUCAGAGCGCGCAGAUUGGGCGGCAGUCACAGAGCCAGAAGGUAAAGGAGCCUUUGGAGGGCGAGACCGACACGGAGAGCCAGUACCGUCAUGCAUUCCUCAUUCUGGAGCCGAAGCGGAAGGAUUCAUCAACGCUUGUGCGACACGUGCUGUGUGCGGAGAGUGAUGCCGAGAGGGAUGAAUGGGUCGAGGCCCUAAUGCAGUAUGUAGAUAAGUCAGAUGCGGCAGAGGAUGCGUCGGGCAAGGAAGGCAGGGAAAAGAAGAAGCGCUAUGGACCAAAGCACAAGGACAGCAAGGACUCGCAGACCAUUGAACAGGAUAAGCUACAUGCGCUGGGAUACGAGCAGACCACGCCUGGCCCCGAGCCUGCGCGAGGCCCUACACCGGAAGAGCUCCAGAGGAUGCGGAACACCCCGUCGCCCCAGAACUCAAUCUCCUCGUCAAUCAUCGCCACGCAGUCCUCCUCGACCAUUACAGCACCGACACUCCAGCCUGCCCCGGAGCGCACGGCACAGGUAAAGCAGAUCUCGGCGCCAACUAACGGAUCUGUAAUUUCGGAUCUCGCAGCGUGGGGUGCGAAACUGACACACAGCGAGCAGAAGGCGGCGAAGAAGCGCAGCAUCUGGGGAUUCAGACAAAGGUCGUCGUCGGAUCUGGAUAACCAUCAUUUGGGAGGUACGCCAUAUCAUCAGAUUGGAGAAAGGCUCAACAGGAGUGUCUUUGGUGCGACGUUGGAGGAGGCUGUUCAUCUUAGUAAGCCAUUUGGCGUUACGGUGUCACUGCCGGCUGUCGUGUAUCGAUGCAUUGAGUACUUGGAGGCCAAGGAUGCGGCGAGUGAGGAGGGUAUCUUUAGGUUGAGCGGUUCGAAUGUGGUUAUCAAGGGCUUGAGAGAGAGGUUCAAUACUGAAUCCGAUUUCAAUCUCCUGAAUAAUGACGAGUACUACGAUGUGCAUGCGGUUGCGGGACUUCUGAAACUAUAUUUGAGGGAGCUGCCGACAAAUGUUCUCACCACGGAGCGAAGGGAGGAAUUCGUCAAGGUUACGGAGAUGGAUGAUAAGGCAACCAAGAUUAAGGCUUUGAAUGAGCUUGUCCAUAGCCUGCCAAUUGAGAACUUUGAGCUCUUGAGAGCUCUAUCAGGACACCUUCUGAGGAUCGUAGAGAACUCUGACGUCAACAAGAUGACAAUCAGGAAUGUUGGUAUCGUGUUUUCUCCGACACUCAACAUCCCUGCCCAGGUUUUCUCCAUGUUCCUCCACGAGUACCGCCACAUCUUUGUACGCCCCGAGGAGCAAUACCCCUCGGAGCAUGAGCCCCCACAAUCACCCUCCCGCGAGGCCCACGACAAUCGACCCACGAUCACUGGCCCGAUGCAGCAAUCCGCGCAACCACCCCAGCAACAACUCCAGCAGCAAACUCAACAGCAACCCCAGCAACAACCCUCCACUCAGCAGCAACAGCAGCAACAGCUGAUCCACCACCCUGGCCCCGUCCCUGGUACACCAGGGCUUCCACUCAAGACGCCGCUCCCAAACCUAGUGCAGGAGCCGCAAACACCGAGGACAGUUGCGGCGAGCUACGAGCCCGACUAUUCGCAAAUGUUUACGCCAUCACAGUCGGAGUUCCCUAGGAGCCCGCUACCAGUCGAAGUCACACAGGGAGAGUCGGCGAGUGGACUGUCGCUGCCAGAGAAAGGGGGUAGGCAGAGGAGGAGAGAGAGCUCCAUGAUGUUCAUGAUGGGGGGCAUGAGGAAUAAGAAUUCAUUUGUGGUACCGAAAGCGAUGGUAAUGGAGGAUAGUGUGUAUGAAUGA
Messenger RNA from Morchella importuna, 5019 nucleotides. RefSeq lists its product as uncharacterized. The transcript has 4 exons. The record is from RefSeq and is a predicted model, not a curated record. Gene Ontology annotation, biological process: signal transduction; regulation of GTPase activity. Gene Ontology annotation, cellular component: cytoplasm. Lineage: Eukaryota; Fungi; Ascomycota; Pezizomycetes; Pezizales; Morchellaceae. The coding region runs from base 1 to 5019 and encodes 1672 amino acids.